This is a messenger RNA of Penicillium roqueforti, 2523 nucleotides long. Its product is annotated as beta-glucosidase. Gene Ontology annotation, molecular function: beta-glucosidase activity. The coding region runs from base 1 to 2523 and encodes 840 amino acids. Lineage: Eukaryota; Fungi; Ascomycota; Eurotiomycetes; Eurotiales; Aspergillaceae. The record is from RefSeq and is a predicted model, not a curated record. Gene Ontology annotation, biological process: glucan catabolic process. The transcript is spliced from 3 exons.
AUGCCUCGAAUCGACGUUGAGAAAGCCAUCGAGGAGCUCACCCUCGGCGAGAAGGUGGCCCUCACAGCCGGCCGUGACUUCUGGCACACACAUCCUAUCCCACGCCUAAACAUCCCCUCGCUACGCAUGUCCGACGGACCAAAUGGCGUCCGAGGCACCCGCUUCUUCAACGGCAUCCCAGCCGCCUGCUUUCCGUGCGCCACCGCGCUCGGCGCAACCUGGGAUACCGAGCUCCUCUCAGAAGUCGGCGCACUAAUGGGCGAAGAAGCGAUCGCAAAAGGCGCGCACAUCGUGCUAGGCCCGACGAUCAACACCCACCGCUCGCCGCUGGGUGGGCGCGGCUUCGAGUCUUUCUCGGAGGAUGGUGUGCUCUCCGGCACGCUCGCUGGCCACUUCUGCAAGGCGAUGCAGGAGAAGGGUGUUGCGGCUACGCUUAAGCACUUUGUCUGCAAUGACCAGGAGCAUGAGCGCAUGGCUGUUAGCAGUAUUGUUACUAACCGGGCGCUGCGGGAGAUUUAUCUCAUGCCGUUUCAGCUGGCGAUGCGCAUUUGUCGCGCGCAGUGUGUUAUGACGUCUUAUAAUAAGGUUAAUGGGAUUCAUGUUAGUGAGGAUAAGGCUCUUAUUGAUGAUAUCUUGCGCAAGGAGUGGGGGUGGGAGGGUCUUGUUAUGAGUGACUGGUUUGGUACAUACAGUACCUCGGAUGCUAUCAUCGCCGGUCUGGAUAUCGAGAUGCCCGGUAAGACCCGCUGGCGUGGUGAUGCUCUUGCGCACGCCCUCUCUGCAAACAAAGUGGCCCAAUACCAGCUCGAUGAACGAGUGCGCAAUAUCCUCAACCUGGUGAACUGGGUUGAACCCCUGGGAAUCCCCGAGGGAGCACCUGAGAAGGCUCUCAACCGGCCACAAGACCAGGCUCUGUUGCGCCGCGCUGCUGCCGAGUCUGUCGUGCUUAUGAAGAAUGAGGGUGAUAUUCUUCCCCUUAAGAAAGAUGGGUCUCUGCUGGUCAUUGGACCCAACGCUAAAAUUGCUGCGUACUGUGGUGGUGGCUCAGCCUCUUUGGCUCCGUACUACACUGUCACGCCGUUCGCUGGCGUCUCUGCCAAGUCCAAGGGAGAGGUCAAGUACAGCCAGGGCGUGUACUCCCACAAGGACCUGCCGCUUCUGGGUCCACUGCUGAAGACGGCAGACGGCAAGCCCGGCUUCACAUUCAAGGUCUACAAUGAACACCCCGACUCUGGAGAAGACCGAGAGGCCGUGGACGAGCUGCAUCUACUCGAAUCCUCCGGCUUCCUAAUGGACUACGUCAACCCUCGGAUCAAGUCGAUGACCUACUACGUCGACAUGGAGGGAACAUUCACGCCCGAAGAGAGCGGAGUCUACGACUUCGGCGUGACAGUCGUCGGCACCGGCCAACUCCUCAUCGACGGCGAAUUAGUCGUCGACAACACCAAGAACCAAAAGCAAGGCUCCGCCUUCUUCGGCACAGCCACGAUCGAAGAAAUCGGCACCAAAGAGCUCAAAGCCGGCCAAACAUACAACAUCCUCUUCCAAUUCGGCAGCGCGCCAACCUCCGACCUAGACACGCACGGAAUCGUCGCCUUCGGCCCAGGCGGCUUCCGCUUCGGCGCCAGCCGCCAAGUAAGCCAAGAAGAACUAAUCGCCAACGCCGUCGAGCAAGCCAAAACCGCCGAUGAAGUCGUCAUCUUCGCCGGCCUCACCCAAGAAUGGGAGACCGAAGGCCACGACCGCGAACACAUGGACCUACCCCCAGGCAGCGACGAGCUGAUCAGCCGCGUGCUAGCGGUGCACCCGGACACCGUCGUCGUGAUCCAGUCCGGCACGCCGGUCACCAUGCCCUGGGAACACAAUACCAAAGCCCUCGUGCAGGCCUGGUUCGGCGGCAACGAGUGCGGAAACGGCAUCGCGGACGUCCUCUACGGCGACGUGAACCCCUCCGCCAAGCUGCCGCUCACGUUCCCGCGCCUUCUACGCGAUAACCCCUCGUACCUGAACUUCCGGUCUGAGCGCGGCCGCGUCCUCUACGGCGAGGACAUCUACGUCGGGUACCGGUUCUACGAGAAGAGCGAUGUGGUGCCGGGCUUCGCGUUCGGACAUGGUCUUUCGUACACGAGUUUCACGCGCGAGGAUCUGCAUAUCGACACUGUUCCUGAACAGAGUAAGUAUGCGGAGUCUGGGGAACCGGUGACUGCGUCCGUGACGGUCUCUAAUACGGGUGAGGUGGCCGGCGCCGAGAUCGUGCAGCUCUGGAUCGUGCCGCCGGAGACGGGUGUUGGUCGUCCGGUGCGCGAGCUUAAGGCUUUCCAGAAGGUUUUCUUGCGGCCUGGUGAGAGGAAGACGGUGCAGUUGGUUGUUGAGAAGAAGUUGGCUACGAGCUGGUGGGAUGAGGAGCGGGAGCAGUGGAUUUCGGAGAAGGGGACGUAUCAGGUUCUUAUUACGGGGACUGGCGCUGAGGAACUGCGUGGUGAGUUUGAAGUUGGGAAGACGAGGUUCUGGCUGGGUCUGUAG